GAGAUUUUUUCUCCCGAAGCGGACGAGUAAAGGAAAACAUUUUGAUUAAAUAUAUCUAGUCCUCGGACUAGUUUUUCAUUCAGCUGGGCCUCCAAGAAAGAUCAAGAUGGCUGCUGGAGCAGUAGUCGUUCCUUCCAUUAUCCCACUUAGGAUUCCAGUCCAGGGCAAGAGCAAGACAGACAUUGACACCAACACAUACAUCGAGCUCAAAAGUACCACUCCAGAUACUGACAUCUUUUAUACGAUUGAUGGAACCAAACCAGAUCCAUUCCAGACAAUAGGACAGAGAACAACAUUCAUGUACCAGAGACCUUUCAGGCUUACAGAGGGAAAGAGAACUGUCAAGGCCCUUGCAAUGGCUAGGGAUCAGACAAGAGAAAGUUUUGUAGUGAGCAAGACUUUCUUUGUGGAGUGGGUAAGAGAAGAACCUGAUGACACUGAUGAGGAGAGUUUGCUGGAGGCAGAAGCUAGGAACCAAAGCCCUGGACUCAAGCUUACAGCCUCCAAGACAACCACUGCUCUCCUGAAGAAAGUAGUUGAGGCUGAGACCAGAAGACCCGACUCGGUGAAGGGGUCUAACUACAGGAAACCCACUGUAGGAACCCGCUUCAUGGAAAAUAGGAUGGGCACGAAGAAACCCAGUGUCUCUAGAGGUCAAAAGGUUGGGCAAGGAAAGAAAACCCCUGAUCCUGCAAGUGAGGAUGACAAAAAGAAGAGUAAGAAGAUACCAGAGAACUUUACUCAAGCAAACAGACUACAGAGACAAACAGAUUUCUUAAAAUGCAUCUUUUGUUUUGCCGACCGUCCAGCCGACCCCUUUGCUCGUUUUUGUAUUUCUUGUGGAUCACCUGUUCCUGCCCUCCCGAAUGCCAGGCUGCCCCCUCCAGAGCCUGCUCAGCUUGGUAUGUGCGUUGGAUGUCAUUCUAUGAUACCUCUGAAUGUCUCCAAGUGUUUGGUAUGUGAGAUGGACGUCCCACCACAACUCGUACCACAAGCAUCAGUCAAAUUGCAGGACAAGCUCGUAUGCAAUGAAUGCGGUACAGGUAACCCUGCUAAUAUGCAAUACUGUGUGACAUGUGAGCACCCAUUGACUGGAGCUAAUAAACAUCUAAAGCCAACAUACAGUCAAUUCGCUGCACCCCCUGAGCCAGGUAAAAAGGGACGUCUUCUGUGCUGCAGCAAAUGUGGGCGUGUCAACAAUAGUGAUGCGAGAUACUGUGAUUGGUGUGGUGCAAAGCCUGCUCCCACCACAUCAUUGAUGACAUGUUCUAGAUGUAAGGCAGCCAAUCAAGCGUACUCAUCAUUCUGUCAUUCAUGUGGAGUUUUGAUAGAACCACCGAUCAGGAAUGAUCCAAGAAACAAUGGAAUCACAGUUGGAGGAAAACAUACUUCACAGGUAGUGGACCAGAAUGGUGAACCAUCUUGGGUUCCCAUGACAGUCCCCAAGAAGGAGCCUCCUAAGGUCUCGGUCUCCACCAUGACAGCAGGAAUCUUCUACCCAUCCAACAAGGAGCUGAUCAAGAAAGACCUGGAGCAGCAGGAGGCAAAGGCCAAGCAGGAUGCCAUGAGUGACCGCAAGGUGACCCUUACAGCGGUCAGUCCAGGCAAAGGUUACUGGAGGCAACAAAUGGACCAUAUAUGUGGUCAUCUCAAAGCACAUGCACAGAAUAAUACAGACUUCAGAAACCAGAUUGGAGAACCAAGGAUGGGAAAGCUAGUGACAGCUGCUGUGCAUGAAGAUGGCUAUGAGCUUAGUCUGACUGUAUGCUUUGCACUGAGAGGAUCUAAGGAUGCUAUGACAGGCAAACCUCUGGGAAUUACCAAGUCAACACUGCUGAGUGAUGUAACAGAGGGAAGGAGAAACAGUAUAAAUAGUCCUGUAACUCAAGAAAAGUUUUCAAAUAACACCAAGGAAUCAUCGUCUAAGAAAGAUUCUCCAAAGAAGAAAACAAUAAAGAAGAAACCUGUCAAUGAUAAGCUUACACCUUAUGACAAAGAUUUAUUGCGAGAAGUUGGUCCCAAGGGGGAUGGAGAUGAAGAAGAAGUUCAGAGGUUGCUUGAUGAGGGGGCUGAUCCCAACAGUGAGAAUGCUGACGGUGUCCCUGUGUUAACCAUCACUGUGCUCAACAAACACUUUGAAUGCAUACCAGCUCUUGUGUUUCAUGGUGCUGAUGUGCACAAGAAAGUUGGGCAGAAAGGAAACACAGCCCUCCAUGAAGCCGUGCAGCUGGGAUACGAUGGAAAGCAGGGUGUGGUCACUCUCCUUAACAACGGAGCCAGUGCAAAGGUUAAGAACAACCGUGAUGAGACACCGGCAGCGAUGGCUACACGGCUUGGCAACGAGAGCAUCAUCAACAUCUUCACGUCUACUGCAGGGCAGGGCAUGCUAGAUAGGAUCAAGAAACAAGCCUUGGGAAAGACUAAGACGUUUGGUGAGGAUGAUUUCUGAUUAACUUGUUCAAGAAUAUCUGAUUAUUUUGAUUGGUUAUCAAUAGAUCUUUCUUGCUCGUGUAAGGAGUAUGCAAGUACAAUAACCUGUUGGAAGGAAUACAGUGUCACACACUGUGGUUACAGUGUGUUCACAUACUGGACUAUGCAAACACAGUGAUAUGCACACUGUAAAAAUGCUGAACUUUUACAGUAUGGAGAUAAUUUCACACCUCUACAGUGUGAGCAUGUACAGUGUGUUAAGUGGAUUAUAUGAACACACCAAAAAUGCUCACACUGUAGAACACACUGAAAAUGCUCAUAUUCAAUAAUGUGAUGCUGAUUUCACACAGUGGACAACUUUACUGUGUGAUGUUGACUCUGUAUUCUCAAAGUUGACUAUGAAAAAGAAAUUGACGUUUUUUAAAUAUUGAAAUUCAACAGUGUGGAUAUGAUUUCACACUGUGGACACCUACAGUGUGAGUGUUCACACUGUCUUCACACAGUGGACUAAGUGAAGAUGUGACUCACAUUGUGAAAAUGCUCAAAUCUAACAUUUUGGAAAUAAUUUCACACUGUAGACACCUCUACGGUAUGAGUUUUCCCCACAGUGUUCACAUAUUGGACUCUACGAAGAUGCCAUUCCUGCUGUUAAAAUGCUGAAAUUUAACACAGUGUGGAGGUGAUUUCACACUGUGGACACUUCUACACUGUGAGUGUCUAUAGUGUGUUCUUGUAGCUUGGAGUAUGUGAAAAAUAACUCACACUGUUAUUGUGUUUAAACUCAUCGGUGUGAAGGAACUGUGUUCAACACUGUGAGACACACUGUGGAGUAUUGUGUUCUUCACAGCUUGGCAUGUUUAAAUGUUUUUUGACUUACCAAUAAGUCAUUCAAUUUGAAUCCAUCUUGACACCCCUGCCAUGAUACACUUCAUUCACUAACAUUCAACAAGUAAAGCCAUGAUAUGAUAAUGACAACCAAAAUAAGAUGAAAUACAUAAUGAAAAUGAAUAAACCACCUUUUGAUAUAUCCCAGAUAUUACCCUCAGCCAUUGUUUCAAGUGUUUAUCAAAAGUCCCUCUAAAUGUGAAAUGUGAAUACUUUACUUUGUUAUCAGUUUUAACCCCAAACCUCUGUAUUCACCCGUAACCAACCAAAGCACAGGAUUUCAGUAGCAGUGAAACGGCCCGGUUAUCAAGAGGCAAAUAAUGCCAAUAUACAUGUAUAGUACUUGUAGUUUGUGUUCUUGGUAAGAUCAGUACUAUUAUUAUUAUUAUUUAUUUGGCAUCUCAAACAUUACAAAGUAUGACAGAA
This is a messenger RNA of Lytechinus variegatus (green sea urchin), 3741 nucleotides long. RefSeq names its product double zinc ribbon and ankyrin repeat-containing protein 1-like. The transcript is spliced from 18 exons. The record is from RefSeq and is a predicted model, not a curated record. The coding region runs from base 107 to 2449 and encodes 780 amino acids. NCBI's taxonomy places the organism in Eukaryota, Metazoa, Echinodermata, Echinoidea, Temnopleuroida, Toxopneustidae. Gene Ontology annotation, molecular function: protein binding.